This is a messenger RNA of Pseudocercospora fijiensis CIRAD86, 402 nucleotides long. RefSeq lists its product as uncharacterized. Bases 1 to 402 code for a protein of 133 amino acids. NCBI's taxonomy places the organism in Eukaryota, Fungi, Ascomycota, Dothideomycetes, Mycosphaerellales, Mycosphaerellaceae. The record is from RefSeq and is a predicted model, not a curated record. The transcript is spliced from 6 exons.
AUGCCUAAGCUUAGUCGUAAGCAUGCAGGGACCAAGCAAAUAUAUCUGAGCAGCAUUACACAUGAACUGCAUAGGAAGUCAAGCUCAGGCGAACAAGUGAGCACAGGCAAUGAAGUCGUAAGUGGUCUAUCCAGUCGAUACCACUCAUGGCAAGGUUCCAGAGCAUGGGCCAAGCACAUGUACCUGAGCUGCAUUAUACAUAAACUGCAUUGGAAGGAGAAGCUUAGGCGAACACGCAAAGGCAAUGAAGUCGUAAGCGGCGUAUCUAAGUCGAAGAUCGAAACUUCCGCCACUCAUAGCAAGGUCCUAGUACAGGGACCAAGCAAAUCAGAAGCCUUAGGUGAACACAGGUCGAAGAUCACAUCCCGCCACUCACAGCAAGGUCCCAUGAAGCUCAGGUGA